AUGUCAAUUAUUAUGAUAAUAAUCAACUAUUUAUUAACACAGCUUCCUUCUCUCGUAACUACUAUAACUAUUUCUCAUUCUUUGAACAUAAAUUUUAAACGCCAAUUAUUCAAUGAACGUUUAUCAAGUUAUAAUUUAUUUUACGAUAAUUCACUUUCUUCAUGUAACACGACACGUUCAUUGUCUGAAGAUCGACAACGUCAUUUUCAUGGAAUAUCUCAGUUACUUCAGAUAUUUCAACAAAAAAUAGUACCUUAUCCCAACAAUCAUUUCUAUGGUCGAGGUAUUGUACUUACAGUUGGACCUAGUCAACUCAAGUUUGCCGAAGUUAAUUUAAAAAUGAUUGAAUUAACAGCAACGAAAUUACCUAUUCAAAUAUGGUAUUCGUCAUCUCAAAUUUCACAUGAAAUUAUGAUUGGAUUACUUCGUACUGUACCUAAUCUUAAUGCAAGUAUUUGCUGUUUUCUUAUGACUGAAUGUCGAACUCUGACACAAACUUGGCAAUUGAAUCCUACUCAUGUCUAUAAACCUCCUUCAAAUAAUCAAAAAUACAAAUUUUUUCCAUAUAAACCAGCAGCUAUUGUUAGUGCUACUUUUUCUGAAGUACUAUUUCUUGAUUGUGAUGCAUAUGUCACACGAGAUCCAGAAGAAUUAUUUCUUUCUGAUCCAAUGUAUCUCAAAUUCGGUGCACUUUUUUAUCCUGAUGCUCACAAAAGUAGACAACAUCCAGCUGUUUGGACUCUAUUUAAUACAAGUUGUACUCAAAAUGAAUAUGAAUUUGAUAGUGCAAUGAUAUUAGUUGAUAAAAGACGAGUAUGGAAUGGACUUUAUAUGACAAAACUAAUUAAUGAUUAUUAUCCAGCUUUUUAUGAACAUGUAACUGAUGGAGAUAAAGAUACAUUUCGAUUGGCUUUUCGUUAUAUGCAAGUCAAAUAUUAUUUAGUAAUGACACCAUGUGCUGCUGGUUCAUUCAAUAAUACUCAUUUUUGCGGUUUAACACUUUGUAAGACAGAUAGCCUUUCACAACAUAUCUAUGUCAAUCAUAUUCAUAUAUUCAAAUAUGAAGGUAUCAAAUAUUCACCAAUAACUUUAGGUUAUACUCGUAUUGGCCUUGGUGAUCCCAAUAACAAUUCAUUUUUCUUUCAACAUUGUCGAUUACCGGCAGCACCGACAAGCUGUUUUCAUAUUAUGAAAAAACGUACUGAAGAAAUGGCAAAAACUAAUUGUUAUUCCGGCAAUAUUCCAUUGAAAGAGAUUGAAAAUCAUGCUUAUAUGUUGAAUGAAUCAUUAUUAUCUAAGCCAUCAAAAAAUAAUCGAGUAUUAAUGAGUAAAACAAAUAAUUUUAUGCCUAAUUUUGUUGAAAAUUUUCUUCGAAUUCAACAACCUAUACUUAAUAAUUAG
Molecule: messenger RNA, 1401 nt
Organism: Rotaria sordida
Lineage: Eukaryota; Metazoa; Rotifera; Eurotatoria; Philodinida; Philodinidae
Source: the annotation of a GenBank genome assembly